Molecule: messenger RNA, 1554 nt
Organism: Blepharisma stoltei
Lineage: Eukaryota; Ciliophora; Heterotrichea; Heterotrichida; Blepharismidae
Source: the annotation of a GenBank genome assembly
AUGGGAUCCAUAUGAUCAACCUGUGACUCUGAAGAGCUUAAAGAAAAGGAAACUAUUAGCCUGCAGCAUCAAGAGAAAAUAUCUCAAAAUUCAGACUGCAAGCUAGGAGGAGCCUCUCUUUCUGCUACUCCAGGGAAAGGAUUAUGCAAAUCUACAAAUAAUUUUAGCACUAUACCUACUAGUUAUAGCCCAUCUUAUAGAAAUUUAAACACUGAAGUUAAAAAUGUUGCACCAAUGGUGCUUCCAUCUCCUCAAUCAUCAGCCUGCAAAUAUCAAGCCCAAAAUAAGGAGUUUGCAGGAAAUAUGUAUCAGAACAGAGGAUUCAAUCAAUAUUGAUUAGAUGGAGACAGCUAUGAUAGAGAAGAAAACGGAUAUUCCUAUUCAAGUCCGUCUCAGUUCAAGCCUGGAUGAAAUUUAGAUCUUCCAAAGAAAAAUUUGUAUAACAAUACCCAAAAUAGAACCUAUCAACAACAAUCUAGCCAAAGAAAAGAUUCUAGUGAUUUUUCUGACUCCUCUUCAGACUCAGAUGUAGAAUUUUCAGACUUUGAAACUUUUAUUCUUUCAUACAGCCCUUUAAACCCCAAAAAGAAUCAAUUAAAAAUCCCAAGCUCAUUUCAAAAUGAGUUUGCAUACAAACGUUACUUUGAACAAGCUUUUUAUAUUGAAUUAGAUGCGAUAUUAGAGCAAGCUUUAGGAGAAGCUUUUCUGUCAAACAGUUAUUGUUUGAAUCUUAGCGUUGAAAAAAGAUAUGCAUCUAUAUCUGAUAGAGAUAGAGACUCAGAUGAAGCAGAAUUUGAAAGUGAAAUCCGAAAUGAUGAUAUUGUGCUUAUUAUCUCUAACCAAAAUCCGGUGCCUCAAAGCUAUAAAGAGCUUCAAAUAAGAAACAUUAAUUGAACAUUAGGAUUGAUAAAUAAAGGCAAAAACAAUAAAAUCACGAUUUCACUAGAUCCAAGACGUAAAAAAUCAUUUAAAACUUCAAGAAAAUAUAUAGUAACUUCUAUAGGCAACAUUACACCCUUAAAGAGAGAGUAUGAUGUUAUAGGCGAUAUUGAAUAUUUAUCAUUGGGAAGUCAAAUUCUUAACCCUAAAGUAUGUCCGCCAGCAAGAGAAAAAUGCAUACCUCCAAUAUUCAUGCAAACAAUACGUCAAAAAAAUUAUAAUAAAUCUCAGGUUGAAGCAAUUAAAAAUUCAAUACAAUCUGAUGGAAAAAUAUCUCUAAUUCAAGGGCCUCCGGGUACUGGAAAAACAACUACAGUCGUUGGGAUUUUAUCAGGACUCUUUGCAAUUAACCCAAAAAGCAAGAUCUUAGUUUGUGCUCAAAGCAAUGCAGCAGUUGACGAAAUUGCAUCAACUGUAUUAAGAAAAGGAAUUUUUGAUAUAUAUGGAGAUAAAAGAAAUGAUAUUUCUUUACUGAGGAUUGGAGAAAAAAAGCAAAAGCAUGAGCUUGGUGUUGAUGAAGAAGAAGAAAAAACUGCUGAAGAAAUAGAAAUGACUGUGCAUUCAAUAAGAUUGAGUGUAAAACUUGAAAAUUUGCUUAUUUUCUUAUAUCAAUAA